CCGGGGCAAAGCCUGCAGCAGCUCUCUUUCUCGGGCGAAGAUCUGUGACCAGCUCGGGAAAGAAAAUGGUCGCCGUUAGAUCCUCGUCUUCUUCAUCCUCACACUCUCGCUCUCAUCGAUCGAGAUUUCUAUCACCUUCUUCGAUCUCGAGAUACGUUUUUGUUCUCAUCGGAUUCUCGAUUCUCGUCUUCUUCUUUUCUCAAUCUCAGAUCUCUGACGUCAUCGUCGACAAACCCUUGGUCGCAGGGGAGGAACGGCCUCAAGAGGAGUUAGCUGAUCGCUUAUGGGAUUCUUCAGCUGGAUAUGGUUUUCAGCCAUGUGUCAAGCCUACCCGUAAAUAUGAAGCUCCCAAAAUUUGGAACCGUUACUUAACUGUUAGAAGUAAUGGAGGGCUCAACCAGAUGCGCACUGGUAUAUCUGAUAUGGUUGCUGUAGCUCGCAUAAUGAAUGCUACACUAGUGAUUCCUCAGUUAGACAAGCGAUCCUUUUGGCAAGACUCAAGCACUUUUGCAGACAUUUUUGAUGAGGCUCAUUUUAUCAGUGCGCUACAAGGAGAUGUGCAUAUAGUCCGGGAGUUGCCUAAGGAGUUGGAAGCUGCUCCAAGGGCUCGUAAGCAUUUUUCUUCCUGGGCCAGCGUGAAUUAUUAUGUGGAAGUAGCUCAGCUUUGGAAGGAUUAUCAGGUAAUUCAUGUUCCCAAGUCUGAUUCAAGACUAGGUAACAACAACCUUCCUAUUGAUAUUCAAAGACUACGAUGCCGUGCUCUAUACCAGGCACUCCGCUUUUCCCCUCCAAUUGAAAGCCUUGGAAAGAAGCUAGUGGAGCGGCUGAGGUCAAGCGGGCACUACAUUGCUCUUCAUCUGCGUUAUGAGAAGGAUAUGCUAUCCUUCACUGGCUGUACUUAUGGUCUUAAUGAUUCUGAAGCUGAAGAGCUAAAAAUUAUGAGGGAGAACACAAAUCAUUGGAAAUUGAAGAAUAUAAAUUCUACUGAACAGAGAGCUGGUGGAAAUUGUCCAUUAACUCCAAAGGAGGUUGGGAUCUUUCUGCGAGCACUAGGUUAUCCUCCAUCCACCUGGAUCUACAUUGCAGCUGGAGAAAUAUUUGGUGGCGAUACUUACCUCUCGGAUUUAAGAUCUCGUUUUCCAAACUUAGUUUUCAAGGAUACACUAACAACAAAGGAAGAGCUGGAGAAGUUUGCUAGUCAUGCAACACAAGCUGCAGCUUUAGAUUAUAUCAUAUCAGUUGAAAGUGACGUGUUUAUUCCUUCACAUACUGGAAACAUGGCAAGAUCGGUAGAAGGGCAUCGCAGGUUUAUAGGACAUCGAAAAACAAUCAAUCCUGAUAGGAAAAGAUUGGUAGAGCUUUUUGAUAAGAUAGAUAGAGGCGAGCUGGAGGAGGGUCCAAAAUUGUCCUCGCUUGUUACUGAAUUGCACAAGCACAGACAAGGAGCUCCAAGAAAAAGGUAUGGUUCUCUGCCCGGAGCCAAAGGCAAGGAUCGACUUAGGACGGAAGAAUCUUUCUAUGAGAACCCUUUACCUGAAUGCAUCUGCCACUCUAAACGCCAUUAACAAAAAAUGUACAUCAAUUUAAAUCUCGUUCCAUAAAGUUUUUAGUAACAAUUCUAUCCUUUCUAAGUUGAAGGGAAGGGCAUUACGUAGAUAACCUUUGAAUUUCUGGUUAAUGUUUCUGGUUAUUCAUGUAUAAAGAAUUCUUUUGUUCCGAAAA
Messenger RNA from Asparagus officinalis (garden asparagus), 1722 nucleotides. RefSeq lists its product as uncharacterized. Bases 66 to 1565 code for a protein of 499 amino acids. The record is from RefSeq and is a predicted model, not a curated record. Gene Ontology annotation, cellular component: cytoplasm; nucleus. The transcript is spliced from 11 exons. NCBI's taxonomy places the organism in Eukaryota, Viridiplantae, Streptophyta, Magnoliopsida, Asparagales, Asparagaceae.